Messenger RNA from Apis dorsata (giant honeybee), 669 nucleotides. It is a transcript of the gene Pa1, whose product is annotated as PAXIP1-associated glutamate-rich protein 1. The record is from RefSeq and is a predicted model, not a curated record. NCBI's taxonomy places the organism in Eukaryota, Metazoa, Arthropoda, Insecta, Hymenoptera, Apidae. Bases 195 to 650 code for a protein of 151 amino acids. The transcript has 3 exons.
GACAACUAGUGGAAUUAAUUGCAACUAUACUUUGUGUCGUGAAUCUUGAUUCAAGAUCACUGAAGUUUAACGAAAUGGUUUCGUUACAGGUUAGGAUGUUUUAUGUUUAUAUAAAUAUAAAUAUUUGAUUCUAAAUAUAUAAAUUUUAUGUUAAUUAAAUGAUUAUUUGAGAAUAUUUUUAUAUAUUUUGAUAAAUGGAGUGCAACGAAGAAGAUUGGUCGAUAGAAUGUUCAGACGAUGAGAAAUAUGAAAUGGAUGGAAAGAAUGAAUGGACUUUGAAACCUGAUGAUAUAUUAACAUUAAUUGAAGCUCUUGAAACUAAUAAUAGAGUUUCAGAACUCGAAUGGAAAUGUCCUGGUAGAAGAGGUCCAUCACCUAUUCCUUCAAACAAUAGGCAACAAGAUAAUGGCUCACAAGAAUACAAGGCGGAAGAAAAAUCAGAUUUUGAUUUUAUGGAUGAAAUGUCGUCACCAAGAUUACCAGUUCGUAGAACUGGAGAAAGUACUCCAAAGGGAAGUGCUAAGAAGAAGACUGCUAGCUUUAAUGGUGUAUUAUCUACUAUGUUGCGACAUCGUAGGUUAGAGCAACAGGAAAUCAAUUCAAGUCCAAAAAAGAUCGAAUCAUCUGUAUCAAAGACACAACCAAUCUAAAACUCUCGUUACAUCAAUU